Cervus elaphus (red deer) is the source of this 4346-nucleotide messenger RNA. It is a transcript of the gene SHH, whose product is annotated as sonic hedgehog signaling molecule. The transcript has 3 exons. NCBI's taxonomy places the organism in Eukaryota, Metazoa, Chordata, Mammalia, Artiodactyla, Cervidae. The record is from RefSeq and is a predicted model, not a curated record. Gene Ontology annotation, molecular function: patched binding; calcium ion binding. Gene Ontology annotation, biological process: smoothened signaling pathway; regulation of gene expression; cell-cell signaling. Bases 409 to 1779 code for a protein of 456 amino acids.
UAGGGUUAAACAUCAGAAGACAAGCUUGUGCGGCUUCGGCCAAUCAGAUCCGCCCUGCCAGCUAUAAUAUAGUACUGAAGACAGCCUCUCGCACAAGCUCUCAGGCUUGCUACCAUUUAAAAUCAGACUCUUUUUGUCUUCUGCCGGCUGUCUUGAGCCCCAACUCCGAUGCGUUCCGUUAUCAGCGGCCAGCAGCCUGCCGUCCCAGCCCCCGUCUGGGUGCGGAUCGGUGGCGAGUCCCCCGCAGCGGCGGCGGCGGGCAAGGUUAUAUAGGAAAAGAAAGAGCGAGGCAGGGCGCGCGGGCGCCAGCAGCCAGCCGGAGCGAGGGAGGCAGAGCGCGCACACUCGCACACCCGCACCCUCGCGCACUCGGACCUGCGCCGGCCGGCCGCCAGGUCCCCGGGCUCCAUGGACGAGAUGCUGCUGCUGGCGAGAUGUCUCCUGGUGCUGCUGGUCUCCUCGCUGUUGAUGUGCUCGGGGCUGGCGUGCGGACCCGGCAGGGGAUUUGGCAAGAGGCGGAACCCCAAAAAGCUGACCCCUUUAGCCUACAAGCAGUUUAUCCCCAACGUGGCCGAGAAGACCCUAGGGGCCAGUGGAAGAUACGAGGGGAAGAUCACCAGAAACUCAGAGCGAUUUAAGGAACUCACCCCCAAUUACAACCCCGACAUCAUAUUUAAGGAUGAGGAAAACACUGGAGCGGACCGGCUGAUGACUCAGAGGUGCAAGGACAAGCUGAACGCCUUAGCCAUCUCCGUGAUGAACCAAUGGCCGGGCGUGAAGCUGCGGGUGACUGAGGGCUGGGAUGAGGACGGCCACCACUCGGAGGAGUCGCUGCACUACGAGGGCCGCGCCGUGGACAUCACCACCUCGGACCGCGACCGCAGCAAGUACGGCAUGCUGGCGCGCCUGGCCGUGGAGGCCGGCUUCGACUGGGUCUACUACGAGUCCAAGGCGCACAUCCACUGCUCCGUGAAAGCAGAGAACUCGGUGGCGGCCAAGUCGGGCGGCUGCUUCCCGGGCUCGGCCACGGUGCAUCUGGAGCAGGGCGGCACCAAGCUGGUGAAGGACCUGCGGCCCGGGGACCGCGUGCUGGCGGCCGACGACGAGGGCCGGCUGCUCUACAGCGACUUCCUCACCUUCCUGGACCGCGACCGUGGCGCCAAGAAGGUCUUCUACGCCAUCGAGACGCGGGAGCCUCGCGAGCGCCUGCUGCUCACCGCCGCGCACCUGCUCUUUGUGGCGCCGCACAAUGGCUCGGCCGCAGGGGCGCCCGAGGGGGCGGCGGCAGCGGCGGGCGGGGGCGCGCCAGGGCGCCGGGCGCUUUUCGCCAGCCGCGUGCGGCCGGGCCAGCACGUGUACGUGGUGGCCGAGCGCGGCGGGGCCCGGCGGCUGCUGCCCGCCGCGGUGCACAGCGUGACGCUGCGCGAGGAGACGGCGGGCGCCUACGCACCGCUCACGGCACACGGGACCAUCCUCAUCAACCGGGUGCUGGCCUCGUGCUACGCGGUCAUCGAGGAGCAUAGCUGGGCGCACGGGGCCUUCGCGCCCUACCGCCUGGCGCACGCGCUCCUGGCCGCGCUGGCGCCCGGGCGCACGGACCGCGGCGGGGCCGGCGACGGCGGGGGCGGCGGCCGAGUCCCCCCGCCCGUGCCGGGGGCGGCCGACGCGCCGGGCGCCGCGGGCAUCCACUGGUACUCGGAGCUGCUCUACCAAAUAGGCACCUGGCUGUUGGACAGCGAGGCCUUGCACCCGCUGGGUAUGGCGGUCAAGUCCAGCUGAAGGCCACGGGGGCCGGGGAGGGCACCGGGGUGGGGUGGGCCGGGGCGGGGCGGGGCGGGUGGGGGGGCCGGACACCGCAAAGGACACACGGAAACAGCGCACGCAAUGAGACUUUAAUUAUAAUAAGAGUAAGAAUAAGAAUAAAGUAGGACAGUCCAAAGUAGACUAUAAGGAAUCAAAGACCCCAAGAAAUUCUGUCGUCUUUAGUUUAUAUAUAUAUAUUUUUUUGAAUUUUUUGAUUCUUGUUUUAAUUUUGGUUAUUUUUUUUUCACCUCUCCUGGCUAUUUAUUUGUUUGGUAUGAAUAGAUGUUUUAAAAUAAUAUGAACCGGACCUUCAAGAGCCUUAAAUAGUUUGUUUCUUGGAUAAUUUAUUAUUAUCAUGUGAACUGUACUCACGGGGGAAAGAUUAUUUUGUGAGGCCAAGCCACCCGCUCAGAGUCUAUUUUUCUACAUGCCCCUCGUCCUGACUUUCAGAAAGCAGAAUUCUGUCCUCUCCACUCCUCCUUUGCAACGCUCCUGCUUUUCGGCAAAUGUAAACUAAAACAUGCUUCAUGGGGGUCCACAAAUUAUAUUUUUAUACACAGAAUUGUAAAUUAGAUUUUUGAGAGAUCAAUACUUAACUGAAUUACAUUUCAUUUUUGAAAUAGUGUAAAAUAUGAAAAUAUAUUAUUUUAAUUUAACUAGCUUCCAAUGUCACAGCCAUCUCCUGUAUUGUCUUCUGGGUUUAAUAUUUGCUUUGUCAUCACCAUUUUGGCCACAUUCUUGGAAGUCAAGACUGUUACACACUCACUCACACACACAUACUUUUUUUUUUCUUGGACAAACUGGAAGAACUCUGUUAUUUUUAACUUCAAAGAAUUUAUUAGAAAAUAAUAUUUUUUAAAAGCGCACAUAGUGAUGAGCCCACAAGAAUGGAGCCUGUAGUUUGUACAGAGAAAAACAAAGGAUGUUUUUGCAUUAAUAAGUUGAGAAAUAACUGCUGUAAAUUUACUAAAAUGUAUUUUUGAAUAUUUUGUAAUAGUUUUAUAGAAAUAAAAUGUGCCGCGCACAGACUGGUUAGUGUAUAAUCACUAAGAAUUCCUGUUGCAGCCCUUUUUCUUCGCUUUUUUUGGCUUCUUUAUUUGGGUAACCUAGUGCUAACAGGAGUUCCCAGUAUUGUAUUUAGACGUUUUGCUCAAACUGUGAGUUCAAAUCAACUUGCUUAGGGAACCAAAGCAGGUAACCAAAUUGACUUGUUUGUUUUGGUCACUGGAGAAAGCUCAGCUCUGUUUGUGUUUAUUGUGUGACAGUUGCUCUGCUCCGAGGAUGGCGGUGCGGGGCUGGGUACCGCUCAGCGCUCGCCGCCCCCAGGGUAACGCGGCCGAGGGGCUCGGUCACCCAGGGCUUCCUCCCCAGGCCCCGUGUCGCCGUUGCUGACUCUGUUCCCCCAGCUCGGUUGCCCCGGGUUGGGGGUGCACCGCCCUGGCCUUGCAGGGAGAAGGUCCUUCACUGCUUUCUGAAGUCCUGGGGUGCCCUUUUGAGAAGGGUCCCCAAGGAGAGGGCCACGCACUGCCCACAUGCUCCGCGCCUGCUUGGUGUGGAUGCUGGCCUUCCCACCUUGCCUGCAGACCCUUAGAGCCUUGGGGUGCUGGGGUCCUCGGGCCACGCCGGUGUCUCCAGCUGUCUCGAGUGGUGCCAGGUGAGGGCCUUUGUCCCCAGGUCACAGCCCUCCUUCCAUGAGUGGCCCGUGCCCCACGCCAGCAGGGCCAGACCAGGCCCCCACGGCUGCUGCUUGGCUGCCCCGGCCGGUCAGUCUGGGGGCUUCCGUUCAGUGAAGACCGCGGUAACGCUGGGCGCUCUGAGCCCCAGUGCCUGUGCAAGCCUGGCUUUGCACAGGUGUGUGGGCCUCCGGGCUUCUCAGCGGAUGUGACGUGUUUGGAGGCCGGCCUGGGGCGAGGGCACAGGCCUGAAGCUGAUGGCCCUGGGCCCCCCUCCAUCCCACCAGGGCAAGGUCUGGGGAAGCCGCUCCUGAGGCCCUCGGGGGCCUCUGUGCUCCAGGCCUGGUGAGGUGUGGCUUUUCCAGGAGGCCGGGGCCCCGAUGGACAGGGCUGGGGCCAGAGCUAGCUGUCCAGGCAGGAGCGGUCCCUGGUUCUCCCUGGUCUCCUCAGGGGUCAGCCAGGUUACAAGCCCUGCUGAAUCAAGGUUUCUGCUCUGGUGACUGCUCAAGUCUGAGUGUUCAGUUAACCGGGAGCACCAGGAACACGGUGGGCUCGGGCCUGGGCGACCCCCGACUCUUUAGCGGUCAGAGAGAGGUCAGGCCCCCUCCUGGCCGGACGAGGUGGUCCCGCCCCUCAGGGGUCCCACCUUUCAAGGCCCUUCCUAGCUUCGUGGUGAGAAUUCUCUUUUCCACCUCCACCGCACCCGGCAAGGAUCCGCGCAGCCUGACGCCGGCCCAGGGCCCACUUCUCGGGGUCGGGGGGGACGGGACUGACCGUUGGUUGCCAGGGUGAGCGUGGUCUCACCGCCUGCCUCCCUCGUGGCUAAAUGCACGUCUGUUCAUCCAACACGCGCAUCAGAAUGUACUUGAA